GGUAAGUCAUAUAUUUAAUGUGUUCUGAUAGACUGUAGGCAAAAACCUUAACUCCUGUAAUCUGGAACAUAACCUGUAAAUUUUGUAUCCAAUUGUUUGCUUGCCAUCUGCCUGUGAGUCGCAUUAGUUGUGCUAUAUCUUAUCCAAUGGUUGUAAACAGCAGUUGUGCUUACUUUGCAUAGGGGUCAAAUUUACCAUUUUACUUGAUUAGGCAUAACCACACAUGCUGUAAUGCUGUAUAGUGUAUACAAUGCAACUCUUGUACAUAGGGCUCUUAGGCUCUACAAAGUUUUGAUCGGUUCAUUGGAGACGUGUUGAUUGAAUUUCUUGGGGUGUGUUUUAGCUUUCUGUAGAUAACCAACCUUUGAAGUCUCUGUCGUUGAAGAUUUUUCUUCUUCCAGGCACUUGGAUCUUGCUUAACUGAACUCGUGUUUUGGUUACAUAACAUAGUUUUAAGCCCAGAAUCAAAUCAUAUAACCUGGUUGACAUUUGUUAAUUUCUUCUCUUUUUUCCAUUCUGAAAAAAACAAAAAGCAAAAGGUGUGAAACACUCCAGGUUUAGAGAUAUAUGGAACUGGUUAAGCUGCAAUUCCCAACUUCCAGUUAUAUGGAACUGAUAUAGUGAUCCCUGAUAUUAUUACAUACAAUAUCCUAAUGGAUGGUUUCUGUGAAGCUAAUCGGCUUAGAGAAGCGGUGGACAUCUUCUCCUUUCUCACAGCUAAAGGACUGCAUAAUGUGUGUGCUUACAACAUAAUGAUAAAAGGGUUUUGUAAAGAAGGGUUGCUAGCAAAAGCCGAUGAAUUACUGAAGAAUAUGGAGGACAAUGGAUGCUUUCCAGAUGAAUGCACCUUUAAUACACUUAUUAGAGGAUUUAUUGAUGGAAAGGACAUUAGGAGAGCAUUAGAGCUUGUCAGGUUGAUGAGAAUCAAAGAGUUUGUUGCUGAUAAUCACACAAUAUCAUCAUUUGUGGGCUUACUCGCUGAUCCAAAUAUCGGUGAUGCAGACAAAGAUUUGCUAAAAAGUUUUUGGAGAACUGAGUGAGCAAUAGUUAGGAUCAAAGGUGGAAGUAGCAAUGAAUAAAUUAUAUAUGAUCAGCUGUGACAGAGAUGUGUACACAGAUAUUGUGAGUGAGAUGUGGAUUAGUAAGUCUUAUAUUUAAUGUGUAACUUUUGAUUGAUUGUAGGAAAAAGCAUUAACAUCUGUGAUUUCGAACAUUUGAUUUUACUUCUUUUUGGGCUUGCUUUUACUUGAAUGGUGCUCAUGGAAGCAGAUGUGGAUUGACCUAUUGUAUCAAUUUGUGUGUGUUUACUUGGUA
This is a messenger RNA of Chenopodium quinoa (quinoa), 1314 nucleotides long. Its product is annotated as pentatricopeptide repeat-containing protein At3g22470, mitochondrial-like. Gene Ontology annotation, molecular function: protein binding. The record is from RefSeq and is a predicted model, not a curated record. Lineage: Eukaryota; Viridiplantae; Streptophyta; Magnoliopsida; Caryophyllales; Amaranthaceae. Bases 654 to 1040 code for a protein of 128 amino acids. The transcript has a single exon.